Molecule: messenger RNA, 1479 nt
Organism: Serendipita indica DSM 11827
Lineage: Eukaryota; Fungi; Basidiomycota; Agaricomycetes; Sebacinales; Serendipitaceae
Source: the annotation of a GenBank genome assembly
AUGUGCCGCCUCGCGAUCCCAGCCAACAGCGCGGACACAUGUCUCCUCUGCGCCACAACAGGCCAGAGAAAGUGUAAUCACGAGCUUGCAGUCUGUUCAAACAAGGCCGUCCAUCCCAACUGGAAUUCGUAUCACUACAAGAAUGCUGGUGGUAUAUCAACAUUUCAAGGUUGUGGUUUCUGCAAGAAUGCGAAAAGGAGCGGCUAUAGCGCGCCAGCCAGGACGAUUCAAGACAACCCUGGAUGGCCAGGAUGCUGCUAUCCACCUACAGAACGGUUUUAUUCCUGGAUUCUACCCCAGGACUGGCCUUAUGUCGCGACCUAUCAUCAUAUGGAAAUACCGCCCACGGUGAGGUCCGCGCUCGAUAACAUGCACAAGAAAUCGCGUGAGAAUCAGCGUCCCUCAAUCGAGAUCGCCACCGGGCGGGUCAGCCAGCAACCAGUCCCCAUCCCCAAAGCGAAUACGGCAAAUCUGUCCCAGCCACGCUCAUACUCUCCCGGUGGGCUCUAUUCACCUGCAACACCCGGGAGUGACCGGUCCUCUCGCCACCGUGGUUCGGUGUCUUCCAACAACUCGUCAAACUCUUCCGGCUCUCCGCCGAGUUCCACUGGUUCCAAUGGUUCCAAUGCAUCCCGCCGCCGCGAGCAUGAUUUCGAUGGGUCUGAACGUUCGUCUCCCAUUAGUCCGAUUCGUUCCAACAGCCAGGAUGAACACCGACCCAUCAAACCGUCGAGUGUCGGCAGUCGUCGGACCGAGUCCCCAGGUGGCAGCCCACGCGACAAGGAUUCAUUGAUGGGCAAGCGCAGGUCGAAUUCAGAUCCAAAGUACCAGCAGCAACAACCACCUUCUGCGUAUGACCGACAACGCGGGAGGGAGUCUCCUGCUUUACCCACGACGACGACGCAGAAGAGGUCAAGUCCGCCUGCUUCUACCAUUUCCUCAAACCAUCCGUAUUCGAAUCCAUACAGCCCAGCGUCGUCCUCAAUGAAACGGUUGAAUCAGAUUGCGGCCCCGUCUCCACCGCGUCAGGUCCUUCCCGCCCCGGUUCCCCGCUCGCGCGAGAACAAUGAUCCAUCCAUCUCGAGUGUCAUGGCUAACAUGGUCAAUAUGAAUAUCAACGGUCUCACGCCUGCCGCCCUUUCUCGCAUGCAAAUGGAUAGCAAGCGAGGUGUCAUUCCUCCCCACGUCCGCAAAGCUGGUUCAGUCGUUUCUGCAGCCUCGGGCUCUUCCUCUUCGACCAACUCGUCUGCUCGAGAAGGCACGGUCAUUUCUGAUGGCGCAUUCACGGAUUACCUGUCAGACGACUCUGAUUUCGAUCUCCAACGGCAAGCCGAAGUCGAGGCCGAGAACCUGUAUCAAGAGGCCCUUCGUAAACACGAGGAGAAUGAGUUUAGGGAAGCCAGGGAGUCGCUGGCAAACGCCUCUGGGUUAAAUCGCCGGUACGCGAUGCCCAACGGCCCAUCACGCAUUCGCGUCUAG